Nicrophorus vespilloides is the source of this 1556-nucleotide messenger RNA. Its product is annotated as discoidin domain-containing receptor 2-like. Gene Ontology annotation, cellular component: signaling receptor complex. NCBI's taxonomy places the organism in Eukaryota, Metazoa, Arthropoda, Insecta, Coleoptera, Silphidae. The record is from RefSeq and is a predicted model, not a curated record. Gene Ontology annotation, biological process: protein phosphorylation; positive regulation of kinase activity; cell surface receptor protein tyrosine kinase signaling pathway. Gene Ontology annotation, molecular function: ATP binding; protein tyrosine kinase collagen receptor activity; collagen binding.
AGUGAAAGAAGGGAACAACACUUCACUCCCGGUCGUUUCACCCCGAUCAAACUUCCAGAAGGACAAACUAUAGAAGGAGUCGCUCAACUCUUGGACUUUCCCAGGCACAGACUGCGGCUCCUCGAGAAGCUCGGAGAAGGCGAUUUCGGAAUGGUGCAUCUGUGCGAAGCGGAAGGUCUUCCGGACUUCAACGGCGGCUCCUCCUUCCACAAGAAGCAACUUGUCAUCGUGAAGAGUCUCUGGAGGGGCUGCAAUGACACCAAAAGGCACGAAUUCUUGAGGGAGAGCAGCUGGUUGGCGGGAUUGCGCGACCCCAAUUUGGCGCGCGUCGUCGGUUUAUGCAGCCAGGACGAACCCAUGUGCGCCCUCCUCGAGCACUCGGACCUGGGGGAAUUGCCAAGGUUCCUGGCGCAGCGAGCCAACGAGGACGAUGACCAGUGUCCAUCGAUCAGUUACGGAUCGCUGAUAUACAUUGCAACGCAGAUUGCGUCAGGGAUGAAGUAUUUGGAGUCGCUGGAAUUGGUGCACAGGGAUUUAGCAGCUAGGAAUUGCGUAAUAGACAAGAACUUUACGGUGAAGGUAUCGGAUCACGCCAUGUACUGCGACCGCUACGAAUCCGACUAUUACAUCAGCGACACCAAAUCCAGACUUCCCAUCAGAUGGAUGUCAUGGGACAGCUUAUUAUUAGGAAGACAGACAACGAAAAGCGACGUGUGGUCAUUCGCCGUGACGCUUUGGGAGGUGCUGAUGUUCUGCAUGCAGCAACCUUAUGCAGAGUUGACUAGCGAACAGGUGGUGGAGAACAGCAACCAUUGGUACCAGAACGACGGUUGCCAAAGGUACCUUCCGCGACCUGCGACCUGCCCACGCGAGAUCUACGACCUGAUGGGCGAAUGCUGGAAGAGGAACGCGAGCGAUCGACCACGUUUCUCCGAGAUUCAUCUAUUCCUGCAACGCAAGAAUCUGGGCUUCCUCCCUGCUCCAAUCCAAUGCUAAAAACAACUAAACAACACUAGAUGCUGUACUAAACAACAACAACAACAAGAACAACAACAAUCUUGUUAUAGGAAUUCAAUAGAGAGCACAAGCGAAACAGAAACAUUUGGACCUACUUAACUAAUAAUAAUAAUAAUAACUAAGAUAUAGGAUAUAUUGACAAAACAAUAUUUAUAGCGUUUCCUCGUUUCCAAUUCCGUUGACUGAAACAAAUGAUAUAAACAAAACACUUCAACACACACCAAUUAGUUCUCUUGUUUCGAUUGUAAUCACUACAUCGUGCGUGAAAGCUUUGAAUUAUAGGGGUUUCUCUCAUCAACUUGUAUAAACUAUAAGGCUGAUUGUAUUUACAGAUGUCAAUCAAUUCUAAGUAGACACACUGCGAUCCGUUUCAUUCUUUUGCGUUCAAUUAAUCGAACCUUCAUCAGUGUAAACAUAUUGUGAUAUUAUUACACUUGCACUAAGCAAAGAAAAAACGCAAGUAAAUUGAAAGUGUAUAACCAUAUCUGAUAAAUGAAUAUAUUAUAUUGAGGUGAUGAUGAUGAUGAAAAAUGUAAAGA